Dujonia railenensis is the source of this 642-nucleotide messenger RNA. Lineage: Eukaryota; Fungi; Ascomycota; Pichiomycetes; Serinales; Debaryomycetaceae. The record is from the annotation of a GenBank genome assembly.
AUGCUAUUCUACAUUGCAUCGACCCUUAGUUUGUUAAUCUCAGUGGUUUCAGGUUCUGCCUUAACUUUCACAUUGGGGGCUCAGGAAACCUCAUGUUUCUACAUUUUCACCACGCAGCCUAGUACAUCAGUAAGCUUUUAUUUUGCUGUUCAAAGUGGUGGUGCCUUUGAUGUGGAUUACACCAUCAAAAACCCAAGAGGUGAAGUGAUUGUCAGUGAAGAUAAGCAAAGACAAGGAGACUUUUUCUUCACUGCCGAUGCUACUGGUGAAUACGAAUUUUGCUUCGCCAACGAAAUGUCAACAUUUGCUGAAAAGGUUGUUGAUUUCGAAAUUAAAUUCGAAGAAGAAGAUGGGUACAAUUUCAGAGCCAACAUGCCUGAACAACCAAAUGCGAAACCAAUUGCGCACGUCGAGAGUAUGCAGCAAACUGUAGACUCUAUUGACCAACAAUUAGACGGAUUAGCAAGAACCUUACAAUAUUACAAGACCAGAAACAAUAGAAAUCAAGCUACCGUGAAGUCUACGGAACUGAGAAUUUAUUACUUCAGUAUUUUCGAAGUUUUAUUGAUGGUAGGAAUGGCCUUCUUGCAAAUCACCAUUGUUCAAUUAUUCUUCAAGGGAAGUAGAAAACAAUUAGUUUGA